GAUGUUAGUUCAGAUUCAAAUGCAGAAAAACUUGCUUUGAAAUACUGUCCUCAAGUUGUUUUAAGUAAUCAAUCAUUAUUUACUUUACUGAAUAAUCAUGGACUAAACUACAAGGAACAAUGGGAACUUCCAGUUUGUAUUAAAAUGAUCCCUGUUGCAGGUAGCAGACCAUCUAAAGUGGUUUAUGUUGAUUCACCCCUGCUGAGAAAGGAAAUGACAGUGAGAGAGAGGAACCAAAUCUUCCAUGAAAUUCCAAUGGACUUCCUAGCAACUAAAAUGUCUUAUGUUUCCAUUUCUGAUGUAUCGAUGGACAAACCAGCUGAGGACAAUCUGUUUCAGUGGGAUAUGUCUUCUGAUACCUACCAGUGCAGGAAGAUUCCUCUUCCAGAUGACACAGGGAUGGACUUUGAUGAUGAUGUUACAGAACUGGAAACUUUUGGAGCAACUGUCAAGCUCUCAAGAACUUCUAAAAUGGAAGAUACUUUUCCUACAGUUAGUAACACUGCUAAAGUUUCAUCACAUGGCCUAAAAAUGGGGGAAAAAAAUACAUCCACCAUAAACAGUGGAGGUGAAGAAGAGAAAAACACCAUUUCUGAGCAAGGAGUUUCAGCAUGUGCCAGCAUGCAGCUUCCAUCAUUAGAUGGCGUUCUGUGCUUCAGCCUUGAAGAAAAUUCAUCUCAUAAAAGCUUUAAUUCAGAGGAGGUAGGACUGAACAAAGCACAGCAUAUCAUGACCAAAGAAGUAUCGGGCAAUGAAACAGAAUUAAAUACUCUAUCUAAUGCUGUUAGUUACAAGAAAGAGUCUCAUGCUGCACCAAAAAAUGAGACUUGCACUUCUUUAUGCAGUAGUGACACGGAUGAAGAGCGUUUGAUAAUUGAUACAGAAUGUAAAAACACUGAUUGUUGCAAAACAACUGUACCAAACGCUGUUUCUCAUACCUCAGCAGAGACUACCAAAUCGCCUUCCCCCACCCAGAUUCCAUUAGCAAGCAUGACUGAUUGCUCAGAUAUCAUGGAUCAGGGAAAAAAUGCCUCCAGAAAGCCUACAAGAAAGUUGUCCAAAGAAUUUGAUCCUGUUGGACAGAUUUUGAAAAUGCAAACUGAACUUCUCAAGUCACCUUCCCAAAAAGCUCAUGAGCAGCCAGUGGUGAGCUGUGAUAAUUCUAAUGCUACGCCAGCCCAUGUGUCUCAAUCUCCAAAACCAUUGGUGACCUCCAGCACAGAAACACUGCCAGCCCCUGCCUCAAAUCCCAGUGGCUCCUCUAGAAAUACCUGGACUUGGCUUUUUCAGGGAGUGCCAAAGAGAAAGCUGCCAAAUGAACUUCAGAUGCUUGAAGAAGACCCUUCAGAGUAUAAAGCACCUCAGGAUGGCAACCUUGUGUAUAAGCUAUUCAGUUUGAAUGAUCUGUUGUUACUUGUGCGUUGCAGUGUGCAAAAAGUGAAAUCAUUGCCACGAUACCAUAAAAAGAAAAAAGCCCAAAAGCUUACUCCAAUAUUCCUGUUGCCAAAAUUAGAAUACCAAGCCUAUUACGGUGUUGAAGCUCUUACAGAAAGCGAAGUAUGUCAGUUGUGGACAGAGAGUAUGUUGCAUUCUGAAUGCUUAUUUUAUAUUG
Messenger RNA from Fulmarus glacialis (Northern fulmar), 1612 nucleotides. Its product is annotated as little elongation complex subunit 2-like. Gene Ontology annotation, cellular component: transcription elongation factor complex. The record is from RefSeq and is a predicted model, not a curated record. The transcript has 5 exons. Gene Ontology annotation, biological process: snRNA transcription by RNA polymerase III; snRNA transcription by RNA polymerase II; positive regulation of transcription by RNA polymerase III. Lineage: Eukaryota; Metazoa; Chordata; Aves; Procellariiformes; Procellariidae. The annotation marks the transcript as partial.